Caenorhabditis angaria is the source of this 2007-nucleotide messenger RNA. The record is from the annotation of a GenBank genome assembly. NCBI's taxonomy places the organism in Eukaryota, Metazoa, Nematoda, Chromadorea, Rhabditida, Rhabditidae.
AUGAUUUUCCCAAUUUUUUUCAUAAUUCUCUCAUUUUUCCCCGCCAAAAUUUCUGGAAAAUGUCACGAAUCGGAAUUUUUGGAUCCCAGCGGCAAAUAUUGUUAUAUUUAAGCGGAUCGGAAAUAUGCGAAUUUUCACGAUGCUGAAAAAACCUGCUAUAAUUAUGGUGGAUAUAGUUUGGCCAAAAUUCCCACAGCAAUUGAUAAUAGUUUUGUUUGGAGUGAGUUUUGAGGGGGGAUUGAACUUGGGUAGCUAUUUAGAUUGGGAAUGUGACCUCUAACCGGCUGAGCCACAAAGUAGGCAGGCAGGGGAAUCGAACCUAUCACCUCCCACCUCAUAUCCACAACUCUAACCACCUGAGCCACUUCCAGACCUCAUAAAAUCCGCCGGUAAACCAUUCUACAUUGGCCUGCUAGAUUUGAAUCUCGAUGGAAGUUUUCGAUGGUUAGAUGGAACCUCUUUGCUAUAUUCAAAUUGGGCUUCAAAUUCUGCUGCAAUUCCAGGAGACUGUGUAAUAAUUGAUGGAAAUACUGGAAAAUGGAAACAGACACCGUGUAAUUUAGAAUAUCAAUUUAUUUGUUAUGGACAAGCACCAAAUGCACCAACUGAUAUACCAAGUAAGCGAAAAAAUAUUUGAAGUCGGAGAAACAAGUGCGCUCCAAUGAGAAACUCGCGAUUUUUUGUGUUUUUCGAAGGAAAAUAGGUUUCCUGACUGAAAUUCUGUGCUGAAAAUCAUGUAAUUAUUGAUUUCCAGUGGUUUUCAGCAUUUUCAGCGCGAAAAUCGGAUCUCGAAGUAUUUUUAAAGCUAUAGAAUAGCGUUUUCAAAUGCAAAUAUUUGAAGUCGGAGAAGCAUAUGCGCUCCAAUGAGAAAAUUGCGAUUUUUCUUGUUUUUCGAAGGAAAAUAGGUUUCCUGAGCCAAUUUUCGUGCUGAAAAUCAUGAAAUUAUUGAUUUUCAGUGGUUUUCAGCAUUUUCAGCACAAAAUUCUGAUCUAGAAGUAUUUUUAAAGCUAUAGAAUAGCGUUCUCAAAAAAAAUAUUUGAAGUCGGAGAAGCAAAUGCGCUCCAAUGAGAAAAUCGCGAUUUUUCUUGUUUUUCGAAGGAAAAUAGGUUUCCUGAGCCAAAUUUUGUGCUGAAAAUCAUGAAAAACCUCAUUUUUCAGCCGUUUCCCCACCAACAACCCCACCAAAACCGCUUCGCCAAGAAACCGAAUCGCUGUUUUUUGUGAUGGACGCAGAGAGUUUGGGAAAUCCGAAUAGUAUUCAAGAAGCGGCGGAUUUCUAUACAAAACAGAGAGAUUUUACGAUUUCUGUCAUGAAAUCAAUCAUUGCUCAGCCUAACAAUGGAAAUAAUCAAUGUACUUAUUUGGCUGAUUAUGCUUUUUAUGGAUAUAGUGAGUUAUUUGGGAAAGGGGAGGGGGUCCUUUAAGGAAUUGCAAAAAAAUCAUGAAAAUAUAGCUUGUUUGGUGUCAAAAUGAUCGGAUUAACAUGAGCAAUCUAUAUUUUUCCUUGAAAAUUCAAAAUUCUGAAAUUUUCAGCCAAAUUCUCGAUGAACUUCAACGUCGGAUUCGCAAUGAAACCCCAACAAUUUCUCGAUGCAAUUGGUGCCAAUGAAUGGGAAGAUCGAACAAAUCACAACUAUUAUAUGGAUGUGUGAGUUGAUCUACAGUAGUCCGCGGGGGGUACUGUAGCAUACAGUAAUCUUGCAGAGCUAUCGAUCAAUUGAAAUAUUUCGUUUGGCGACCGGCUCCGGUGGAUUUUGGAUACUCGACUCUAGUUUUCCUGACUGCCAGGUAAAUUCAAAUUUUGCCGCCAAAAAUUUCGCGCCAUUUUCCAGACAAGACCUAACCGAUCUUCCAUCGUUCGAUUCUCCGCCUCCAAAUUUCGAUGACGUCAUUGUUGUGCCGUUGAAGGGCUCGAAAUUCGAGACGAAUUACACAAAAAUUGCGAUUUCGGAUGAUUUGAAUGCGGAUGAUGUUAAGACAAUUCUACCGUAUUUGAGGUGUCAUUAA